UUCUCAGUGUAACUUGGAUUCCACAAUCAAAUUAUUUCCUCAGCUCAAGCUCACCUGAUACUCACAUAGGUAGCUUCUCCCCCAACUCAAUCACAACAGAAAAUCCUCAACCAUGGCCUCGUCCGAGCGUCGUGAGAGGAGACCUUCUGUUGGUGCCCCCAUUUCGGAACUUCAGGGCCCCGUUGGUCCUGGAUUCAGUCGUCCAAAACAUAGGCGUACCUUUACUGGUUUUGGGCCGGCCGAGACCAAGAGUGUCGAGGCUAGUAUUCCGGAGCCGUUGAGAGAGGCAUGGCGGAAGCGUUCCGCGAAGGGAUUCACGAAUAAAGAGGAGUUUGAGACAGAGCUCGUGCGCCAUGUUGAAACUACCCUGGCUCGUUCGCUUUACAAUUGCGAUGAAUUGGCUGCAUAUUCAGGAGCUGCACUUGCCUUCAGAGACCGUCUGAUCAUCGAGUGGAACAAGACUCAGCAGCGCCAGUCUUUUGCUGAUCAGAAGAGGGUUUACUACCUUUCUCUCGAGUUCCUGAUGGGUAGAGCAUUGGACAAUGCUAUGCUUAACGUUGGGAUGAAAGAUGUUGCCCGAGAGGGCUUGAGCGAACUGGGUUUCCGUGUUGAGGAUGUCAUCAACCAGGAACACGAUGCUGCUCUUGGAAACGGAGGUUUGGGACGUUUGGCAGCAUGCUUUCUCGACAGUCUCGCGACAAUGAACUUCCCAGCAUGGGGCUACGGGCUACGUUACCGAUACGGAAUUUUUAAACAAGAACUUGUCGAUGGAUAUCAGGUUGAAAUCCCUGAUUAUUGGCUGGACUUCAAUCCUUGGGAAUUUCCUCGCCAUGAUAUCACCGUCGACAUCCAGUUCUACGGUUCGGUAAAGAAAUAUGAGGACAAGAACGGCAAGACUGUUCACUUGUGGGAAGAUGGUGAAACCGUCCAGGCCGUGGCUUAUGAUGUCCCUAUCCCCGGCUAUGGUACAAGAACAACCAACAACCUCCGCUUGUGGUCGAGUAAGGCAGCAAGUGGGGAGUUCGACUUCCAAAAGUUCAAUGCCGGUAACUACGAGAGCGCAGUUGCAGAUCAGCAACGUGCAGAUACCAUUUCGGCAGUGCUAUACCCAAAUGAUAACCUUGAACGAGGCAAGGAACUCAGAUUGAAACAACAGUACUUCUGGUGUGCUGCUUCCUUGUUCGACAUUGUUCGGAGAUUCAAGAAGACAAAGCGGCCCUGGAGCGAGUUCCCGGAUCAAAUUGCAAUCCAGCUGAAUGAUACACAUCCUACGCUGGCAAUUGUUGAAUUACAGCGUAUCUUGAUUGACCAAGAAGGUUUAAGCUGGGACGAAGCGUGGAAUAUCGUGACUCACACCUUUGGAUAUACUAAUCAUACAGUUCUUCCAGAGGCGUUGGAGAAAUGGUCUGUUCCUUUGGUUCAGAACCUUCUUCCACGGCACUUGCAGAUUAUUUAUGACAUAAACCUGUUCUUCCUACAGUCUGUAGAGAAGCGAUUCCCCAAGGAUAGGGAAAUCUUGUCUCGAGUCUCGAUCAUCGAGGAGUCCCAUCCCAAGAUGAUCAGAAUGGCUUAUAUAGCCAUCAUCGGAUCUCACAAGGUCAACGGUGUUGCCGAAUUGCAUUCGGACCUUAUUAAAACCACGAUCUUCAAGGAUUUCGUUGAGAUCUAUGGACCUGACAAAUUCACCAAUGUCACCAAUGGAAUCACCCCCAGGCGCUGGCUUCAUCAAGCCAACCCACGAUUGUCUGAAUUGAUUGCCUCCAAGCUUGGUGGUUAUAAGUUCUUAACAGACCUGACACUUUUGGAUAAAUUAGAGGCAUUUGCCGAUGACAAGGUAUUCAAAAGAGAAUGGACAGAGAUUAAGACGGCGAAUAAACUCCGUCUUGCCAAGCACAUCAAAGAUACCACCGGUUACAGUGUGAAUCCGCAAGCUCUCUUUGAUAUUCAGGUGAAGCGAAUUCACGAAUACAAGCGCCAGCAGCUCAACAUAUUUGGUGUUAUACACCGCUAUCUGACCAUCAAAUCUUUGUCUGCAGAAGAAAGAAAGAAACUCGUGCCACGGGUGUCCAUAUUCGGUGGCAAGGCAGCCCCUGGCUACUGGAUGGCCAAGACCAUCAUUCAUCUCAUCAACAAGGUCGCUUCUGUAGUCAACAAUGAUGCAGAUGUUGGUGAUCUCCUCAAGGUGAUUUUCCUUGAAGACUACAAUGUUAGCAAGGCAGAGAUGAUCUGCCCAGCCUCGGAUAUCAGCGAACACAUCUCAACAGCUGGUACUGAAGCCAGUGGAACCAGCAACAUGAAGUUUGUUCUCAACGGUGGUCUAAUUAUUGGGACCUGCGAUGGAGCCAAUAUCGAGAUCACUCGCGAGAUCGGCGAGCAAAACAUCUUCCUAUUCGGAAAUCUGGCCGAAGACGUGGAAGAGCUCCGUCACCGACAUUUCUACGGCGAUUUCCAACUCGAUCCACAUCUGUCCAAGGUUUUCGAUGCAAUUCGGGGAGGCAUGUUCGGUGACGCCGGCAGCUUCUCUGCGCUUACCACGGCUAUCACGGAGCAUGGUGACUACUAUCUCGUCUCGGACGACUUCAAUUCAUAUAUCACAACACAGGAUAUAGUAGACGAGGCAUUCAAGAACCAGGAUGAGUGGGUCGCCAAAUCCAUCACUAGCGUGGCGCGCAUGGGAUUCUUCUCUACAGACCGUGUGAUCGGUGAGUAUGCUGAGAGUAUCUGGAACGUCGAGCCUCUGCAGGUGAAGGAUUAG
Messenger RNA from Aspergillus wentii DTO 134E9, 2755 nucleotides. It is a transcript of the gene glpV, whose product is annotated as glycogen phosphorylase. The record is from RefSeq and is a predicted model, not a curated record. The transcript is spliced from 8 exons. Bases 113 to 2755 code for a protein of 880 amino acids. Gene Ontology annotation, cellular component: cytoplasm. NCBI's taxonomy places the organism in Eukaryota, Fungi, Ascomycota, Eurotiomycetes, Eurotiales, Aspergillaceae. Gene Ontology annotation, biological process: glycogen catabolic process. Gene Ontology annotation, molecular function: pyridoxal phosphate binding; glycogen phosphorylase activity.